This is a messenger RNA of Neocloeon triangulifer, 1583 nucleotides long. RefSeq lists its product as uncharacterized. The record is from RefSeq and is a predicted model, not a curated record. The transcript is spliced from 5 exons. Lineage: Eukaryota; Metazoa; Arthropoda; Insecta; Ephemeroptera; Baetidae. Bases 161 to 1168 code for a protein of 335 amino acids.
CUCGGCGUUUUUGUUUUUGUACCUCGGCGGCCGAGCGAGAGCAGAUCUCUUGAAAACGCGGCGUCCGUGACUUCGCAGCCCCUUAUUCGCUCGCGCCCUCCGCCGCGCGUCGAGGAUGCACUCGUGAAUUUGCAAACCGGCGUUUUUCGCGACCGCAGCCAUGGAGAACGCAACUGCCGAUGAUGACUGGUGGGCGGACGCGGAGGACGUGGACUCGUGGCUGCCAGUGAGCGCCCUGCAAAAUCUGGUCGACAUUCCUCUGAGUUCGGAGAGCAUUUCGUCCAUUGGAUUUCUGCCUCCGCCGCCACGACCGUCAGAAAUACUCGCCCUCGAGGAAUUGGGCAGCGAGGCCUUCACCUCGAGCUGCGAUUUGUGCUCCUGGGCCUGGAGCAACCCUGCUUUUGCCAUAGACCCUAAUCGACUGUCUCCAGCCACUUAUGGGGAAUUCGGCUGGGCCCUAACUCUUGUCUUAGUCGCGUUCCUUUCAGCCGUGAUCGGAGCCGUCGUCACAGUCACAAUGCUGCAAUGCAGAAGAAUGAAAGGGUUGCAGUCCGGGUGCUGCGCCAGCGACGAGGAGGAGGACCUCCGCGGCGGCCGCACCUCCUCUUCCACCCCUGAGAAUCAAAAUCCGUUCGCAGACGAAAACAAGACGCCACCCCUGCCGUCGACGCGGACACCCCGAGGCGGUGGUUUCUGGAGGCGCAUCUUCAAACGCAACCCCAUUUCGGUGAGGGGCCAUUGCGAGAGCAGCCUCCAGCGCAGGCCUCCGCGCCGCCUCUGCCCGACUGCGCCUCCGACAAAUGAAAAUCACUACACAGUGACUAGAAGUAUUGAAAAUAGUCCGGCGCCUGAUUCCAGUUCGUCCGUCUACACGACUUCGUACGCCGGCGAGGAGGCCCUUUACGCCGAGCUGGAAAGAGCCGCCGACCCUGCCUACCAAAACACGGGCUACCAAAAUCCACCCGAGGUGGAAUCGGAGGCGCCGCCCAGUGCGCCGAGCAGCGCCUACUACUCCGACCUGAGUUGCGGCCCCGACCGAAUGUACGAGGCCGUCGGCGACGGCGUCCCUUCGACCUGGAACGCCCAAACGCUGGAGGCCUUCAGGCACCACGACCUGAUCAUGACCACGUCCCUUGCCACGAAAACAGUACCUUCCGACUACAUUUAAGGAAUUAUAUACUUGCCAUAUUAAUCUUUCGUAGUGGUGAAUGUUUAGCUUUAGUUUAGAAAAUCUUGAGACUUUCAUUUUAAUGGUAACAAAUUUCAAUUUUGUGAUGCUUUUUUUCUUUAUAAUUAUUUCUUACCAAAUUAACACAGAGCGCUUUUUGUUCAAUUGUAAAACGCGCCUCUUUUUCCUAGUCCUUGGCAUAAAAAUGUACACAAUCGACUUGAAAUUAGAGGCGUGUAAUUUGACCGCAAUUAAUUAAGUUAUUAUUUAUUUUUAAACGAAAAUGUGAUGAAAUUGUUUCGACUUUGGAUUAUCUGCGUUGGUUUAAGGGUUUGCUUGUUAAGUUUGGAAAUUUUCAAUUCAAAUGCAUUUUAAUUUAUGUGGAUUAAUAAUAAACGUAGAAAUAUGAAUUACA